Molecule: messenger RNA, 993 nt
Organism: Alternaria triticimaculans
Lineage: Eukaryota; Fungi; Ascomycota; Dothideomycetes; Pleosporales; Pleosporaceae
Exons: 1
Coding region: 1-993 (330 amino acids)
Source: RefSeq, a predicted model, not a curated record
AUGGCCCUCCGCCUAGCCGAACCAUCUGCGCCGCGAACCCACCACAUCGAAAACAUCAACAACCCCACAGAAAUCCCCGUUCUCAUCCCCAAACCCAAAGCGAAGAGGAGAAAAGACAGCACGCAACCCAAUCCACCUUCUCUAGUCCCGAACCUUGAAAGCCGGACGCAGAGUGUUAUUGGUCCGCCGGUUGGGCUUUCGCAGAUGAUUCAGAGGGCGCCGGGGAGUGUUAGGGUGAUGACUCCUUUGCCUGUUUCUGUAUCUUCGGAGACAGGGUCUUCAGGUGGAGAGAGGGGGGAAGAGGUUCAGCGUGGACCCAGGCAGGAACAUUCAGGUUCAAGUCUCUCCGACCGAUUGCGGCAAACGCAACUUGAAGAUCUUCCUCUGCAACGGGAUGCAGCAAAGGAGAUACGGGAUCUGAUGAUGGCGCUUGAACGGGAUCAAGGUGAGGUGGCUGGCACGCCUGCUCAGUAUGCGGGUGGUCAUGGGCCGCCGAACGGUGUCGACACAGAUGCUACCCCCAUUGAACGCCUGGGUGAACUACCAGCUGGUUUCUCACGCCCCGAAAUGACCUCCUCAUCCGCCCAUACACAGCCCAGCCUCUCCCCCCACGAAACUCUUGAACGACACUUCCGCACACAACGCCAAGUCAAUGAGCGUUUCAUCCGUCCCGUUCGUGCGAUAACUUCGCAGUCGAGUAGUCGGACGCUGCCGAGGAGCUAUCGGGUUCCGGAGGGGCAUGGUGGUGGGAGGGGUGUGCUUAGGGUCACUAACGCGGUUGUGCAGGGAGAGGGGGAGGGAAGUACUGAGGUUGGGGUUGGGGUUGAUGGUGGUGAGGAUGGUAAGGGUGGUGGUAGUGCGAAUAAUGUUGUUGAGAAUCAGCAAGAUGGCACUGAGGACUUGGAGGCGGAUGCAGAAGAGCAGAAGGGUGAAUCUCUACUCCGAUAUAAUGGUGACGAGGAAGGUGGGAGAGAUGUGACAGAGGCUGGAUGA